AAUAAUUGAUCAUUUUAGAAAGAACCAACAGUGGAAGGAUAUUGGAGGAAGAGGUGGUACAAUAAUUGUGUGACUGUUCUUGUAAUUUUUACAGAUCUGAUAGUAACACAAUACUCCAAACCAAACUCUCAUGGCUAUGCAAUUACCUUCUUCCUCCUCGUCCUCCUCCCUCUCUAAUGAUUUCAUCUAUGACGUGUUCAUUAGUUUCAGGGGUAUCGACACUCGAUCUGGCUUCACCGGUCAUCUCUAUAAAGCUCUUUGUGACAAAGGAAUCCGAACCUUCAUUGAUGACAAGGAGCUUCAGAGAGGUGACGAAAUCACACCUUCGCUCCUCAAGAGCAUUGAACACUCUAGGAUUGCCAUUAUUGUAUUCUCUGAGAACUAUGCAACUUCGUCGUUUUGUUUAGAUGAGCUUGUCCACAUCAUUAACUACUUCAAGGAAAAAGGUCGCCUUGUUCUACCAGUUUUCUAUGGUGUGGAACCUUCUCACGUGCGACAUCAAAAUAACAAGUAUGGUGAAGCACUUACUGAGUUUGAAGAAAUGUUCCAAAAUAACAAGGAAAACAUGGAUCGGUUGCAGAAAUGGAAGAUAGCUCUUAACCAAGUUGGUAACUUAUCUGGCUUUCAUUUCAAGAAAGAUGCAUAUGAAUAUGAGUUUAUUAAGAAGAUAGUUACAGAGAUUUCCAAAAAGAUCAACCGUGGUCUUUUAGAAGUUGCUGAUCACCCUAUUGUGGGACUUGAGUCUCGACUGCUGCAUGUAAUGUCACUUCUGGAUGUUGGGUGUGAUGAUGGAGCAUGUAUGAUUGGGAUAUGUGGAAGUGGAGGAUUGGGUAAAACGACACUUACUCGUGCACUUUAUAAUUUGAUUGCUGAUCAAUUUGAUGGUUUGUGUUUCCUUCACAGUGUGCGAGAAAAUUCAAUUAAAUAUGGCUUAGAACAUCUCCAGAAGCAACUCCUCUCCAAAACACUCGGAGAGGAAUUUAAUUUUGGACAUGUUAGUGAAGGAAUUCCAAUCAUAAAAGAUAGGCUGCAUCAAAAGAAAGUUUUGUUGAUUCUCGAUGAUGUUGACAAACCAAAGCAAUUGAAGGUUUUGGUUGGAGAGCCUGGUUGGCUCGGUCCUGGAAGUAGAGUCAUCAUUACCACUCGAGACAGACAUUUGCUAUCAUGUCAUGGGAUAACUAGAAUUUAUGACUUAGAUGGAUUAAAUGACAAAGAAGCUCUUGAAUUGUUUAUAAAGAUGGCAUUUAAAAGUAACAUAAUUGAUUCAAGUUAUGAUUACAUUUUAAAUCGCGCAGUAAAAUAUACUUCUGGCCUUCCAUUAGCUAUAGAAGUAGUGGGUUCCAACUUGUUUGGAAAGAGUAUUGAAGAGUGGGAAUCUACAUUAGAUAAGUAUGAAAGGACGCCACCUGAAGAUAUCCAAAAUAUAUUCAAAGUAAGCUUUGAUGCUUUGGACAAAGAAGAAAAGAGUGUUUUUUUGGAUAUUGUAUGUUGCUUUAAAGGGUGUCCAUUGGCAUAUGUCGAAAAAAUACUCCAUUUUCAUUAUGGAUAUUGCAUAAAAAGCCACAUUGGAGUGUUGGUUGAAAAAUCUCUCAUAAAGACUUAUAUUGAAUAUGAUUGGAGAAGGAGACCAACGAAUGUUAUAGUGACAUUACAUGACUUGAUAGAGCACACGGGUAAAGAAAUUGUCCAACAAGAAUCACCUGAAGAACCAGGAGAACGAAGUAGGCUAUGGUGUCAAGAUGAUAUAGUUCAUGUUUUAAAAGAAAACAUUGGAACUAGUAAAAUUGAAAUGAUAUAUCUAAAUUUCCCCACAAAGAAUUCCGAGAUAGAUUGGAAUGGAAAGGCCUUCAAGAAGAUGACAAAACUCAAAACACUUAUUAUUGAAAAUGGUCAAUUUUCUAAAGGUCCCAAGCAUCUUCCUAGUACUUUGAGAGUAUUGAAGUGGAAUAGAUAUCCUUCGGAGUCUAUGUCAUCUAGUGUUUUUAACAAGACGUUCGAGAAGAUGAAAAUUUUGAAAAUUGAUAAUUGUGAAUACUUAACAAAUAUAUCAGAUGUCUCGUUUCUCCCAAAUUUAGAAAAAAUUUCAUUUAAAAACUGCAAGAGUUUAGUUAGAAUUCAUGAUUCUAUUGGGUUCCUAAGUCAACUUCAAAUCUUGAAUGCUGCGGAUUGUAACAAGCUAUUGAGUUUUCCUCCCUUAAAGUUGAAAUCUCUUCGUAAGUUGAAACUUUCCGGUUGUACAAGUCUCAAGAAAUUUCCAGAAAUAUUGGGCAAGAUGGAAAAUAUCAAGAAGAUUAUUUUGCGAAAAACUGGCAUAGAAGAAUUGCCCUUUUCAUUUAAUAAUCUUAUUGGACUAACUGAUUUAACUAUAGAGGGAUGUGGAAAACUUAGCUUGCCAAGUAGCAUUCUCAUGAUGUUGAAUUUGUUGGAAGUUUCUAUUUUUGGUUAUAGUCAACUAUUGCCAAAACAGAAUGAUAAUUUGAGUUCCACGUUGUCUUCAAAUGUGAAUGUUCUUCGCCUUAAUGCAAGCAAUCAUGAAUUUCUAACAAUAGCUCUGAUGUGGUUUUCAAAUGUUGAAACCUUAUACCUGUCAGGUAGCACCAUCAAAAUUCUUCCUGAAAGCCUAAAAAAUUGCCUCUCUAUUAAGUGCAUUGAUUUGGAUGGUUGCGAAACUCUAGAAGAAAUUAAAGGGAUUCCGCCAAAUCUAAUAACAUUGUCUGCAUUGCGGUGCAAAUCAUUGACUUCAUCAAGUAAAAGCAUGCUAAUUAGUCAGGAAUUGCAUUUGGCUGGGAGCAUCGAGUGUUGUUUUCCAUCAUCACCAAGUGAGAGGACUCCUGAGUGGUUUGAGUACCAAAGAAGAGAAUCGAUUUCUUUUUCGUUCCGUAACAACUUCCCUUCCUUAGUUUUCUUAUUUUCUUCCAGAGUGAAUCACCCAUCUUAUUAUUCGAGAGAUUAUAUAGUUAACCCAUUCGAUUCGAUAAGAGUCCAUUUGAUUAUCAAUGAAAACGUAUAUAACUGUGGUAUAGGUUUGGAACCGGGUCAUACAUAUCUAUUUCCCUUUAAUGUGCAAGACUGGUACUUAGAAGAAUACCACAAAUUUAAAUCAAUGCUUGACGAUGCGCUUUUGAAAAAUGAAUGGAUUCAUGCUGAAGUUAGGUUUUGCAAUUGGGGAAAAGAGUAUGUUGUAGAAAGUGGAAUCCACGUAAUCAAACAUUUGACUAACAUGGAUGAUUUUCAAUUCACUGAUUCUUUCUUAUGCAAAAAUAGAAUAUCGGAUGAAUAUCUCAAGAGCUCACGAUCAGAUAUGAAAUUACUGAGUGAUGAAGACAUAUCAGCAACACUUCCCAGAUACCGAGCCUUAAGGAGAAACAUGCUUACAUUAUUGCUUCGAUAUCAAAGAUACUACUCAGUGCCUAACCCCUACUAUAAAAAAAUCGACAGCCAAACCUGUUCAAUGAUGUGAACUUCCAUUUAAUAAAAUAAGCAAGAGUUGUUACAUAUUUUGAUACCGAAAGAUGGUUAAUUACAAUCUCUUCUCAAAGAUGUGAACUUCCAUUUUAGAAAAUUGGAUUUUUAGUUUAUGUUUCUAAUAUCUCAAUUCAAGUGUUUGGUUAUUCAUUACAAUAAUAUCACUAUGGUAUUCCUAUGUAUGUAGCAUUUCAAACCAAUUUUAGCCUCACUUUAAAAGGUAUUUUCCACAUCGAACAAAAGAGAAAAAAACAGCUCUAAAUGUAUGUUUGUUGCAAAGCAACAUUAUAGUUUAUUUGGGGAAACUUACUUUUAUAAUUCUGGGAGAAGGGUUUAAGCAUGUGAGCCACACUCUUAUGUCUUGUAAUAGAUAUUUCCUCUCUGGAUGAGGUAAUUGGAGCCUUGGAGGCACCAUGUUAACUUGGAGCAAUCGAGACAUUUUCAAUAGUGCA
This is a messenger RNA of Medicago truncatula (barrel medic), 3917 nucleotides long. RefSeq names its product disease resistance protein RPV1. Gene Ontology annotation, biological process: signal transduction; defense response. Lineage: Eukaryota; Viridiplantae; Streptophyta; Magnoliopsida; Fabales; Fabaceae. The coding region runs from base 131 to 3460 and encodes 1109 amino acids. Gene Ontology annotation, molecular function: ADP binding. The transcript is spliced from 6 exons. The record is from RefSeq and is a predicted model, not a curated record.